Molecule: messenger RNA, 510 nt
Organism: Canariomyces notabilis
Lineage: Eukaryota; Fungi; Ascomycota; Sordariomycetes; Sordariales; Chaetomiaceae
Exons: 1
Coding region: 1-510 (169 amino acids)
Biological process (GO): protein localization to plasma membrane; eisosome assembly
Cellular component (GO): plasma membrane; eisosome
Source: RefSeq, a predicted model, not a curated record
AUGGAAAGAAUACAGCUCCUCCUCCGGGCGCUGCAGCUCCUCUUCAUCAUAAUCCUUACGGGCCUGAUCGGCAACGUCAUUGCGAGCAACGAACGCGCCGCCUCAUCGGCCACGGCCGCCAUCAACUUCUCCAUGUUCGUCAUCGUGCUCUCAUGGCUGGCCGCACUAUUUGGGCUCGCAGUGGGCAUGGUUGAUCGCAUCUCCCUGCCAGUGCUGGCGCUACUCGGCGUCGACGCCGCCGUGACCCUCUUCACCUUUAUCGAUGCCAUCGUCCUGGCGGCCAAGCUGACCGUGGUCAACUGCUCCGAUACGAAAGAUAAGCCUGCGGACUGGAUUGCCUACGGCAGCAACGACGACACCAGGCGCUGCCGCGAAGUACAGGCAUCCACAGUCUUCAUGUGGUUCCUUUUCGCCACCUUCACGGCCGCGCUCGCCCUGACCUUUAUGGGCUUCCGUCGCGGCGGCGGGAGCGUCAGGUCUGGACCAACCAUGUCUCAGGUUAGGGUAUGA